CUGGCAGGGACAUGCGUGGGUCUGUCCUGAGCCCCGACGCCUGCUCCUUUGACGAGACUGGGAAGGGGGAUGCACAGAAAUACACCCUGCCUGGCUGCCGCCGUGUGCUGGGGAAGCGAGCCUUCACAGAAAUUGGCCUCCUCGGCAUUUACUAGGUCUCGGUACAGCCACUUAGAGAAGAUGACAGAUUUGGUGGCUGUUUGGGAAGUAGCUUUAAGUGAUGGUGUUCAUAAGAUUGAGUUUGAACAUGGGACGACUUCAGGAAAACGUGUUGUCUAUGUUGAUGGAAAGGAAGAGAUAAGAAAAGAAUGGAUGUUUAAAUUAGUGGGUAAAGAAACAUUCACUGUUGGAGCAGCCAAAACAAAAGCUUCUAUUAACAUUGAUGCUGUCAGUGGUUUUGCAUAUGAAUAUACUUUGGAGAUCAAUGGGAAGAGCCUGAAGAAGUAUAUGGAGAACAGGUCAAAAACAACCAAUACGUGGGUGCUGAGCUUGGGUGGUACGGACUAUAGAGUUGUUCUAGAAAAGGACACUAUGGAUGUGUGGUGUAACGGUCAAAAAAUGGAAACAGCGGGUGAAUUUGUAGAAGAUGGGACUGAAACUCACUUCAGUGUUGGUGACCACAGCUGUUGCAUUAAGGCUGUCAGUAGUGGAAAACGAAAGGAGGGAAUUAUUCAUACCCUUAUUGUGGAUGACAGAGAAAUUCCAGAGGCUGUGGAGUAGCCUCUAGUUAACUGAUUACUGUAGGACUGAGAUUGGGAAUUUUCAAUUACUGUGGUAAUUAUUUUAAUAUGUACUACUUGGUACAUCUCGUUUGUGCUGGGUUUAUUUUAGUUUCUGUAUAUGAAAUUAUUCUUUUUGAGGACCAGAUGGAAAUAAUCAUAUACAAGCUCUUACAUUACCAGUUUUUAAAAAAACUAUAUAAAAAUAUAUAUUAUAUCACCAAAUGCAGAGAGCACAGGUGAAUUUAAGUAGAAAUUAUAUACUAGAAAAGAAAUCUCACUGUAAUAAAAUGCAAUAUAAAUAUUCAGUAAGAGUGAAUCCGUAUAAACUGUGGGUGUAUGUGGAGGGAGGAGGGAGCAUGUGCUGGGCAUUGGAGUAAGCUGUUACAAUUUUCUCAGUAGUUAUUGUUUAUAUGAAAUGACUACCAAAGUUUUUCAGAUGCGGUUACAGAAGAGUUACAAACUUAAUAAAAAAGGUUAUUAAUGAAA
Messenger RNA from Phalacrocorax carbo (great cormorant), 1208 nucleotides. The record is from RefSeq and is a predicted model, not a curated record. Lineage: Eukaryota; Metazoa; Chordata; Aves; Suliformes; Phalacrocoracidae.